AGGAGGAAGAGUUUUACUUGAUGCGGCUGUACACUGAAAAUAAGUCAAGACAUCAUUUCACCAACUAUCAAGAUGGAGGACACAUCUCUACUCUGGCUGCUCUUUCUGACCUCACUGCUGAGCUGCCCAACAAACCAAGCCUCUCUGACUGUGAGUCCCAGCAGAUCUCAGAUGUUUAAAGAUGAAUCUGUCUCUCUGAGCUGUGAGGAGGACGACAGCUCUGCUGGAUGGACUCUGAGGAGGAACACAACCAGAGAAACCAGGACUCAGUGUGGAGAAGGCUGGGGAAGACCUGCUGGUUCUUCCUAUAACAUCAGCUUCAUGAUUCCAGGGGACAGUGGAGUGUACUGGUGUGUCCGAGAGGGAGCAACCAGUAACAUCAUCAGCAUCACUGUCACUGGUGGACCAGUGAUCCUGCAGAGUCCUGUCCUCCCUGUGAUGGAGGGAGAAGACCUCACUCUGACCUGUAAAACAAAGACGUCCUCCAACCUCCCAGCUAGUUUCUAUAAAGAUGGCUCCUUCAUCAGGAAUGAGCCUGCAGGUCACAUGACCAUCCACCAUGUUUCCAGGUCUGAUGAAGGCCUCUACAAGUGUCUCAUCAGAACUGUUGGAGAGUCUCCACCCAGCUGGGUCUCUGUCACAGAGAAACCCACGACUACAAGUCCUCCUACAACCUCCACAACCUCUGAGAAACCCACGACUACAAGUCCUCAUACAAGUCCUCCUACAACCUCCACUACAUCCUCCAAAACCUCUGGCUUCAACAAUUCUUCCCUUCCCUCAGGCUCCUCUCCUCCUCCCCCAGGCCCCUUUCCUCUUCCCCUUGUGUUGGGGUCUGCUGUUCCAGUCGGUGUCCUGGUUCUCCUGGUUCUCCUGGUUCUCCUUGUGAGACGAUACAUCCGUAGGAAACCUAAAGCUGCUGAAGUAGAAACUGGAGAUGUUGACGUCACAUACAGUGAUGUCACAAUAUUGCGUAACCUGAAACAGCCAAACAGACAGAGCAGAGAGAGUGAUCCUGCUGUGAGAACAGAAGACGUCUGUUACGGAGAAAUAGUGAUCAAAGAUAAGAAAUCAAACAGGAAGAAAGAGCCUCCAGCAGACCCAGAGGUCCUCUACGCCUCAGUGAGGAAGACCUGAACACCAUCACACCAGUCCAACCAGUGGAGUCCAGACGGCCAAUCGCUGGUCCCCAGAGACCAUCACACCAGUCCAACCAGUGGAGUCCAGACGGCCAAUCACUGGUCCCCAGAGACCCUCACAUCUACAUCUACAUAGCCCUGGUGUAUUUGUCGGAGAUUUUAAACCUUUGCAAGCACAAAAAGGUCAGUCCAGUCAUCCAAUCAACUGGCUUUAGAAGUCCCAAGGUCGAGGUACAAACUGUGCGGUCAGCCCUAUAUUCCCACAUUUCUAAGAUUUUUCUUAAAAUUAAGGUUAGGGUUAUGUUUGCAAUAAACAAAGAGAUGGGCGCACCAGAUUUAGCUAAAAGCUACAUUCCAUCUGUAGUCCAUUGCUACUGGAUAAUAGGUUGGGUGUAAUUGGCUACCAAAUUGGGAGAAAGGAGGAUACAAUCUGAUACGUAUUUAUAAAAAAGGAAAUGUGGGUAAUUUUGGAAAAAAAUCUUAGAAAUGUGGGAACUGUGGAAACAUAGGGCCUAAUUUUGAAAAAAAAAAAACUUAAAAAUGUGGGAACAUAGACCUGUGGGACCAUUGGACUGUGGGAACAUAGGCAUGCUCCCCAAACUGUGGGGGGGUCACUCUUUUGCAGUUGCUGCCCCGAGAUUUUGGAACAAGUUACCACCUGGCAUUCACACCAUUACAGACCCCCUAACUCUCUUUUGAAAUCCAAACUUAAAACUUCUUUAUUUAGAAUGGCUUUUAAUGCACAGUAGUGUUGCAGCAUUUUCCCUUUCUGUCUCCUGUUUAUAUGCAACAGUUUUAGAUUUGACUGUAUUUUAUGUUUUACUCUUUUUUAUUGUAUGGUACAUUUUUUUAUUCUUGGUCCUUCAAGCACAUUGGAUACCUGUUGGUUGCUGUGAAGCACUUUAUGAAUAAAUGUUGAUUGAUGUUAAUGCAGCUACAAAGAGACAAACAACUCACAUUUUAAGCAUGUUUGCAUUCUUUAGAUGUGUUUCGAUGUGUUCAAAAAAAUGCUUCUUAUGUAAGUCAUACAUGUGUUCCUCUCUAAGUGUUUCAUACAUUGCACAACAACCAGCAAAUAUCUACUGAACAGAGUUUAAUGAUAAUAACUAUUUACUGAUAUUUAUAUUGUAUUUUUGAGCUUGUUUCUGUGCAGGAUCAAUAAACUCUGGUGUCAGCGGUU
Molecule: messenger RNA, 2319 nt
Organism: Perca fluviatilis (European perch)
Lineage: Eukaryota; Metazoa; Chordata; Actinopteri; Perciformes; Percidae
Product: low affinity immunoglobulin gamma Fc region receptor II-like
Biological process (GO): cell surface receptor signaling pathway
Molecular function (GO): transmembrane signaling receptor activity
Source: RefSeq, a predicted model, not a curated record